UCAGGAGCCAAUCAGAAACCAGGGCACCAUAUUGAACCGAUGUUUUGAUCCAGGCUGCCGAUGUGGUGACAGUAACAGUGAACUUUAGGUCUAUUUUCUUUAACUGAAGAAGCCAUAACUCGAAUAAGAAGAGUUAAUAGCAACUCAACAAUGAAGCUAACGGACAUUAAGAAGUUAAAAGUGGCCGAGCUGCGGUCCAAACUUCAAGAACUCGGGCUGGACAACAAGGGGCUGAAAGCUGAGCUGGUCGGCAGGCUGUGGUCCGCCUGUGAGGCGAGACAAACCGGAGAAAACGAUGUGGAAGAGAUAAAAACACAACAUGUCCCCUCACCGACACCUUCAGAACCGACCGAGACUGUGGACGUCCGCGCUCCGUCCUCAUCACCACCGACAGAGGCUGGUGUCCCUGCGCGGUGUGAAGUAGACUGCCCCGCCAGAGAGCUGACAGACUCCGCCACACAGACAGAGACAGACGCCGGUCUGACUCCACCUCAGCCAGGCUCCGAGUUUACUUCAGGGUGUGUGUCGGUGUACCAGGAGGAGGAGGUGGUGGAGCAGGAGCAGGGAGAGGUGGAGAUGCAGCAGGGAGAUGCAGAGGAUCCGGGAGAGGACAGGAGGGCUGAGCAGGGCAGAGGAAGAGCUUUCUACGAGUUUAAAGAGGAAAUACGAUACAAAAGAGCCAAAUCACCACAGCCUCCAGUAGACAGAGAGGAGACAGGAGAGGAAGAUGAAGAUCGAGUCAGAUUACAUCCAUAUGACAGUCACCUCCACUUUGAGGUGGAUUCUGACGGGGUAUGCGGUCAGCCGCGGUUCUGGGCUCGGUUCCCCUUGCUGUGGUCAGGCUGCAGGCUCACCCAUGGGGUGUUUCAGGGCAGGGUGGGCUUUGAGGUGAGGCUGGAGAGGACCUUAUCCAAUACACAAGAUGAAAUGGAUCCUCACGGCCUGAGAGUAGGCUGGUCGAUGACUAACACCUCUCUGCUGCUGGGUGAAGAUGAACUCUCUUUUGCUUAUGACGGCCGCGGUAAAAAAGUAUCAGGCGGGACGGAGGAAGAGUUUGGAGAACCCCUCUUAGUGGGAGACAUCAUUGGGUGUUAUGCUUCUUUCUCUACCGAUGGUGCUGUUGAGCUCUCUUUCCAUAAAAACGGUCGUUUCAUGGGUGUGGCCUUUUCACUGGGUGCCUCUGGUUGCACACUAUUCCCUCACGUCCUCUGUAAGAGCUGUUCAGUCAGAUUUCACCUGGACCCCACAGCUCCUCCCUGGUACCCCGGUCCUCCAGGGUUUCUACCACUGGCAUCUCUUUCUGCUGCACAGAGGGUGCGCACCGUAUUUGCUCCGACCUCCAGAGCACAGUGUGAGAUGUUGUUGAUCGUUGGUCUUCCGGGCUCUGGGAAGAGUCACUGGGCCAGGACUCACAUGAAGCAGCAUCCAGAGAAACAGUACAGACUGUUGGGCACAGAGGAGCUGCUCACGUGUAUGAUGAGUGGUGGACAGAGGGACAGCAGGCUGCAGCAGGCCUCUCAGUGUCUCACUGAUCUGAUCAAGAUGGCUGCUCAGACUCCUGGAAACUACAUCCUCGAUCAGUGCAACAUCCUCUUCUCUGCACGCCGUCACAAGUUGCAGCUGUUCACAGGCUUCAGACGGCGGGUGGUGGUGGUUUUUCCCUCAGCGGACGAGUGGAGAAGACGACUGUCCCAGCACCAGACGAGUGACGGGGAGCACAUCCCUGAGACCGCCCUGCUCAAACUCCAAGUGAGCUGCUGUCUUCCAGAGCAGCAGUGCGACCUGCUGGAGGAGCUGCAGUACGUCGAGCUGCCUCAGGAAAAGGCACAGAAGCUCCUGCAGGAGUACAAAGACGAGGCUUGCAGGCUGCUGCCUCCUGUCCCCAAACAGGAGAAGAAGAAACCCCGACUUUACAGGAAAAGACCCCACCCUCACAGCAUUCUACCCUCAUACAGGAUGCAGUGGAAUGGACCUCAUGGGUGGAGCAACAUGCAGUCUUGGAGGCAGCAGCCAAGAUACUGGAACCCAGCUGAUCAGGACCAGGCCUGUUACUACUACAGAGACAGCAGCUAUGAUGGUUACUGGUGAAGAAAGAAACCUGGCGCAAUCGAAUCUUUGUUUACAGAGACAAUAAUUCUACUACUGUCAUGUAUUUUAAAAAGAGAGCUACAUUCAUUACCAGGUAAUUUUACAGAGAACUACAGACUACGGUCGGUGUUGCACUCACUGCUUUUGCCAAUCAAAGAUCAGUUUUGUAGUUUUUUUAAUCAUCCUACAACUGAAAAAAGUCACUUUUUAUGGUUUUUAUUCAAAUAUUUGAAUGUUUUUACUGUACAGUGUACAAACUAUGAAAUUAUACAGUAUUUUGCACAGUUUUAACACCAGUAUUGGUCCGAGACUACAUAAAGUCAAAGAUAAAUAAAUCCCUGAGCUUAA
Messenger RNA from Acanthopagrus latus (yellowfin seabream), 2436 nucleotides. Its product is annotated as heterogeneous nuclear ribonucleoprotein U-like protein 2. Gene Ontology annotation, molecular function: protein binding. The transcript is spliced from 11 exons. Gene Ontology annotation, cellular component: membrane. The record is from RefSeq and is a predicted model, not a curated record. Bases 151 to 2088 code for a protein of 645 amino acids. NCBI's taxonomy places the organism in Eukaryota, Metazoa, Chordata, Actinopteri, Spariformes, Sparidae.